UCACUUCAGUUAAAAAAUGUAAUGAUGAAAUCAGGACUUUAAUCAUUAAAUCUAAAGUAGGACUUUCUAUAAGUUUAAAAUUUUACAAACAUAGGAAAAAAGAUUUCUUAAUAAGUGUUUAAAUCAAUAAAUACAAUAAGGUGAUCGUAUAGUUGACUGAAAUAUUGAAUAUGAAGAUACCUCGAUUGUAUUAUGUUACUUACUAUUUAUAUUUCAUAGCAUUACAACUGUGCAAAAUUAAAGGUUUGCCUAUGGAAUCAAUAUCUUACAUUGAUAAUAGUAGAAUUGAUGGAAGACUAAUAAAUGAUGAAAGGGCAUCAUUCAACUCAACCACUAAAAAUCAUGAAGUUACUAUAUUACCUUUCCGAAACAUAAGUCACCAAAUGCCGCCAACAGCCUUUAGAGGAUUUUCUUCAAGUGAAAAAAAUGCUGAAUAUAUUAAGUUUGCACGUUUACUAUGGGAUAUGGAAACAGCUCAACACAGUGGUCAUUUAUCAAAUUUUGUUGAUAAAGCUAUGAAACUUCUUGAUGUUCAAAGAGUAAUGACAGAAGUAGAAACCUCAGUCAUGUCUAAAGUAUCAUGUUCAGCAUGCAAAGUAGGAGCAGGACUUUUGCAACAUUUUAUACGAGCAAAUAAAUCUGAGACAGAUAUAUUAAACAGUAUCUAUAACUUUUGUGUAUCUCUUAAAAUACAAACUCCAAGGGUUUGUCAUGGAGUCACUCUAUUGAUGGGAAAUGAAGUGAUUGAAGUGCUAAAAAAUAUAAAACUGUCAGCGGCUCAAAUUUGCAGUUUUGUUAUAGGUGAUGCAUGUGAUAAUACUUAUAACCCUUUGCAUGACUGGGAAGUUGUAUUCCCACCAAUUAAAAAACCUGAUAUACAACCACCAAUUCCUCCAAAACAAGGUCUACCAUCUUUUAAGGUUUUGCAGAUUUCUGAUACACAUUUUGAUCCAUAUUAUCUAGAAGGUUCAAAUGCAGAUUGUAAUGAACCACUUUGCUGUCGCUUAACUAACGGAUCACCAAAAACUCCUCAAGCUGCUGCCGGAAAAUGGGGAGAUUAUAGAAAAUGUGACAUGCCAAAACGUACUCUGGAUCAUAUGUUAAAACAUAUUAACGAGACUCACAUG
Molecule: messenger RNA, 1127 nt
Organism: Trichogramma pretiosum
Lineage: Eukaryota; Metazoa; Arthropoda; Insecta; Hymenoptera; Trichogrammatidae
Product: sphingomyelin phosphodiesterase-like
Exons: 5
Biological process (GO): ceramide biosynthetic process; sphingomyelin catabolic process
Cellular component (GO): lysosome
Molecular function (GO): acid sphingomyelin phosphodiesterase activity
Source: RefSeq, a predicted model, not a curated record